Mobula hypostoma (lesser devil ray) is the source of this 4217-nucleotide messenger RNA. RefSeq names its product NACHT, LRR and PYD domains-containing protein 3-like. The record is from RefSeq and is a predicted model, not a curated record. NCBI's taxonomy places the organism in Eukaryota, Metazoa, Chordata, Chondrichthyes, Myliobatiformes, Myliobatidae. Gene Ontology annotation, cellular component: cytoplasm. Gene Ontology annotation, molecular function: protein binding. The transcript is spliced from 13 exons. Bases 304 to 3501 code for a protein of 1065 amino acids.
AUAAAAUUCAGAUACUCGGUUUUCCAGAAACCAGACCCUGCAGUUCUGCAUCAGUUAGACCUGCGGUGAGAGAUUUAUUGGAAGAAAAGCCCACAACUGGAAGCAAACUACCACUGAAAACGAGGGAACAGCAACAAGUGAACCAGCCCGAGAACUGAGAGUAUCAACUGGAGAGAACCCUUCUGAAUCAGAGUUUCCAUUGAUUCAGUCAGGAGAAAGUUUGGGCAUCACCAGCAGGUGGAGCUUUCCGGCUCCAGACGACGACAAGACGACGACAACCAACAAUCGUCAGGCACAAUCAGAAUGGCCAAAGGUAGGAAAUCGAAACAAGUAGCGAAAAGACUGAAGAGGUUUUUAACAGGCGGAUCAUCGAGGGAAGAUGAUCGGGACACGGGAAACAAGGUACCAAAGCAGGGUCAGAUUGAGAGCGAUGUCCCAAUGGAAUGCGGUCCGGCCGCAGCGGAAGUGGAGCAAAUUCAGCCCAGAGACAGUGACGUCAGAGACACUGAGCAGGACCCUGGAACCGGUACAAGUGAGGUGACUGUCUGUCAGCCCAGAGACAGUGACGUCAGAGACACUGAUCAGGACCCUGGAACUGGUACAAGUGAGGCGACUGUCUGUCAGCUCGGAAGUUCAUUGAACAUGGAAUUGUCAAGUCACCAACAAGGAGCUGAGCCAGAGUUUACAAUCUCUGACCUCCUGGCAAAGGGGGAGGAAUAUCGACUGUACCAACUGACGAAGUUCUACAGGGACAGACUCAAACAAGCGAUUGAAGAAAAGGUUGAGAGACUCGGUUUGUGGUUGACAGAGGAGGGACAUUUCAGUAGAGAAGAAAAUGAGAAAGUCACUGAACUGACAGAGAAGGGAAACCGGACAGAGAGUUCCAGACUCUUCCUCAGUUUGGUGAUGGGGAAAGGCUCCCGGGCCCGGAGGGCGAUGUGGGAAUCCUUUGUGACAUGGAGGACUGAGCUGCCGAAGUUGGACAAAAUACUGAAGGAAAUACAAGAGCUUGGUCCUAAUCCACAGGAAUACAUGAAUAUCGCCCAAGGGUUAUCUGAAUUACCCACUCAACUGAUAGAUGUUCAACAGAAACACAAGGAGACUCUGCGGGUACAAACUGACACAGUGAGAGUGAACACGAUCCUGAUGAGGGAGAAGGUGAAGGUUUUCCAGCUGGUUGAUCGAUACGCUGAGCUCACGGUCAUUUCUACUGUUCGAGAUCGGAGACUGGUGGAACAUGAGCUGCUGGCAAGAGGCAGAGACCACGAGGAGUGGAGAGAGGAACAUCUGCGCAGAGAGCUGGAAAAAAUACGGACCGAUCAGUUGUUCCAGAGCAGCUUUUCCCGAAGUAAAUCCAAAUCUGGGACUUCGGCAGCAGUGGCCGGAGUCCCGGGGAUUGGGAAAACAACAAUGGUACAAAAGAUUGUUUAUGACUGGGCUACAGGGAAAAUAUACCAACAAUUCCAGUUUGUCUUCAGUUUCAAAUUCCGGGAUUUAAACUCCAUUAACUGCAGAAUAAACCUGAGGGAACUGAUUCUAGAUCAGUAUCCUUACUUUGGGAAUAUCCUAAGACAUGUCUGGAAGAACCCAGAGGGAUUGCUGUUUAUAUUCGAUGGUUUAGAUGAAUUCAAACACAGAAUCGAUUUUGCUGACAGUCGGAGAGACACAGAACCCAAGCACCAGUGCCCAGAUCCCGAGUGGUGGUGUGAAGUGUCUGACAUUGUGUACAGUUUAAUCCAUGGCAAGCUGCUCCCAGGGUGUUCAGUGCUGGUGACCACCCGUCCCACUGCGUUACAUUUAUUGGAAAAGGCGGAGAUCAAUGUCUGGGCUGAAAUCCUGGGAUUUGAUGGUGAAGAACGGAAAGAAUAUUUCAUCAGGCAUUUUGAUGAUCAGACGGUGGCGGAAGCUGUUUUCAAACACGUGAAGGAGAACGAAAUCCUGUACACCAUGAGCUACAACCCCUCCUACUGCUGGAUCCUCGCUCUGGCACUGGGCCCCUUCUUCACACAAAGAGUCAGGGACCCGCAGCGAGUUCCCAAGACCAUCACCCAGCUAUAUUGCUACUAUAUUUACAACAUCCUGAAAAACCACGGCCGUGAGAUUGAGAACCCCCGUGAUGUGUUACUCAGGGUUGGUCAGAUGGCCUUCAGAGGAGUGUCCGAGAGGAAGAUUGUGUUUACUGAUGGGGAUUUGAUCAACUACGAACUGCAGCCUUCCCAGUUCCUGUCCGGGUUCCUGAUGGAGCUUUUGGUGAGAGAGGAUUCUGCCCAGAGCGUGGUGUACACAUUCCCACACCUCACCAUCCAAGAGUUUGUUGCUGCAGUCGCACAAUUCCUGACUCUACAUCCCAGGAAAAUCCUGAAAUUCCUCACUGAAGCCCACAACACGACAGAUGGUCGAUUUGAGGUAUUUCUCCGUUUUGUUGCUGGUCUCUCCAACCCAAUGACAGCUCGGGGCCUGGAGGAGUUUCUGGGUCCAUUUCCUCAUCAAACAACGUGCCGGGUGAUUGACUGGGUGGGGGAGGAGGUUAAACGCCAGAGUGGAAACACAAGGUGUUCAGCCAAUAAAAGGAGCCUCCUGAACACAUUGCACUACCUGUUUGAGUCUCAGAAUCGAGGACUGGCUCAGGCCGCACUGGGAUCUGUGGAAAAACUUUCAUUCGGUGGAAUGACACUGACCCCGAUUGACUGCGCGGUCCUGUCUCGUGUCAUCGGACUCUGUGAUACAAUAAAACACCUCGACCUGGAGGACUGCCACAUUCAGUGUGAAGGAAUCCAGCGGCUGGGACCCGGGCUGCACAAGUGCCAGGAGUUGAGACUCGGGGGGAAUAAACUGGGAGAUUCAGGAAUGAAACGGGUGUCUGCGGCUCUGAGGAACCCGGAGUGUAUAAUACAGAAACUCCGGCUGGAGAAUGUUGGUCUCUUAGAUUCUGGUGCCGAGGAUCUCGCCUCCGCUCUCAGUGCAAACACGUCACUGACGGAGCUGAACAUGAGCGAUAAUAAACUUGGAGAUUCAGGAGUGAAACUGGUGUCUGCGGCUCUGAAGAACCCGGAGGGUAAAAUACAGAAACUGGGGCUGAAGGAUGUCGGUCUCACAGAUUCUGGUGCCGAGGAUCUCGUAUCCGCUCUCAGUACAAACCCAUCACUGACGGAGCUGGACCUGAGUCAUAAUAAAUUGGGAGAUUCAGGAGUGAAACUGGUGUCUGCGGCUCUGAGGAACCCAGAGUGUAAAAUACAGAAACUGCGGCUGAACAGUGUCGGUCUCAAAGACUCUGGUGCCGAGGAUCUCGUCUCCGCUCUCAGUACAAACCCAUCACUGACGGAGCUGAACCUGGGAUUUAACUCGCUGACAGACCGAUCUGUCCCCGCUCUCCGCCGCCUCAUACUGACCCUCCCGAGUCUGGACUGGACCUGGCUGGCGGGGAAUCAGUUCAGUGAGACCGGGGAGAAGGAACUGAGAUCUCUGCAGGAACAUAAACCCGGACUGACAGUGGUGCUGUGAAUAUCUGAAUGUGUGAACAUCCCCGCGGGAUGGGAACAUUUUGGCCGAUUCCCUGCCCUCCCCUUUUACUCCCGCCUUCCCCUUUAACUGCCCGCCCUCCCCUUUAACUCCCGCCCUCACCUUUAAUGGCCGCUUGCCAGGUGUUAACGGAAGUGGCUCUUGUCUCCUGCAGUGUGUCGUUCGUUGUUCUCCCGUAGUGACGUAUUUCCGUCUCCUGUCCAGCGGCACUGCUUCCGCCGGAUGUGCGGGUUCGAGACUCCCCCACGUGAGACCCCGGGGAAUUACACAGACAGGAAGAGACGGGGUCCGGGGCUCAGUCUGGGACACCGGUGUCCCGGGCUGGGAUUAUCCCGGGAGAGAAUCCUUUUGCUCCUUUUGCUGAGGACGGUCCAUUCGGCAGUCUGGCCGAUAUAAUGAUGUUAAAUUGACCAAUACCUCGACAGUGUCCCUGGAUCUGCAGCGAUCUCGGACACGGCCCUGAAGUGUGAUUUUAUAAUCAUCGGUUCCCCGAUGCAGAGUGACGGUGGGAAACGAGACUGAUUAUUCAAAUGUUACUCGUUGUCGCCGGUCAGUUAAUUGUGUGUGACUGUGAGUGAAUCGGGAGCAAUAUAUUUAUUCCCGCACGUCAGCAGCUCACACAUUGUUUAAUUUACAUUUGUCAUGAUGAAAUCAAUAAACCGCUGUAACUUCCUGUCUUGGUGUCGGAUUUGAGUUUU